Molecule: messenger RNA, 1105 nt
Organism: Galendromus occidentalis (western predatory mite)
Lineage: Eukaryota; Metazoa; Arthropoda; Arachnida; Mesostigmata; Phytoseiidae
Product: GPALPP motifs-containing protein 1
Exons: 7
Coding region: 95-1105 (336 amino acids)
Source: RefSeq, a predicted model, not a curated record
GUCUCCGAUCUUGGCCGGAGCCGGCUGUGGUGUCGAUGAUCUCACCUACCUCGUGUAUGCGGCAGCUCGCGAGGGCUCCGAUAAGUUUACUACAAUGAAUUCAAAAUGCAUCGGUCCUGUGCUGCCCCCGGGGCUCCGGAGACCUGCUUCAUCGGAUGAUGACGAUGAUGAUGAGCGCGCGGAAACCAGCAGUGAGGCCCGAGGAUCGAACGAACCGACAAUCGGUCCGGCCUUACCACCGCAUUUGAUGAAAAGAUUGCGCCGCUCUUCGGAAGACGAAGCGUCCACUUCGAAUCGUGCAGCGAAGGGAUCAACGACGAUCGGACCAGCUCUCCCACCGCACCUCAAGCAUCGAGCGGCCGCCGGAGGAGAUGGAGGAACAACACCGCCCUCGUCAGAAUCGGAUUCUUCGGGAGAGGACGGACAAAUUGGACCAUCGAUCGGUUUGAAAGGAGGAGAAUACGAUAUGAGGGAAGAGUUUGCAGAUAGGGAACGGAGAGGGAAAGCCUCGAAAGAUGUGGUUCUCGAGCGAGAAUCCUGGAUGACCGAGCUACCCUCCGAUCGGACGGGGGUCAAGAUCGGUACGGGCGCUCGUAUGUUCACGAAGCGGGACGGGAAGGACAUUGUUCUGGAUGACAGUUGGACUGCUGCUCCGGGAAAGGAAGUCACGAGAACAAAAGACGACAGAAAAGCUGCGCAGCAUCAACAAGAGCUCGCGCAAAGGAAACGGGAUGCCGAGAUCGACGAGCACCUCGCUGAGUUCAACGCCGCGAAGCGCAGUAAACCUCUGAUUGAAAUGCACAAAGAGAAGAAGUCCAAGAAAAAAGACAAAAAAGACAAGAAGAGCAAACACAAAGACAAAAAACACAAGAAAGACAGGAAAAAGGAGAAAAGGGAGAAGAAAGACAAGAGCGAUGACGAUCCUAGCGCGGGUCCAGGCAACGAUGAGGCUAAUAGAUUGUUACCGCCACAGAUUAGGAAACCGUUCAACUGGGAAGAAGACAUGAAGGUUUCGAUGGUGGACACAUCGCGAGCCAAAUCAAUGUUGGACAAGACUCUCCUGCAAUCACGCUUCGCGCCGAGCAAAUCCCAGAAAUACCUCUGA